Anisakis simplex (herring worm) is the source of this 615-nucleotide messenger RNA. Lineage: Eukaryota; Metazoa; Nematoda; Chromadorea; Rhabditida; Anisakidae. The record is from the annotation of a GenBank genome assembly.
UUGCGUUCAGGUGGCUCGAUAAUAAGUACGCGUUGUACAGAAACCUACAAAGAAACAUCACGUUUAGAGUCUAUUUUUGGUAUUCCACUCUGGUAUUCAUCUUAUUCACCGCGAUCCGUUAUUCAGCAUCGUGCAAAUGCCCUAUCAUCGGGUGAAUGUUGGGCGUUCCGAGGCAAAGGUUAUCUGACAAUCAAGUUGUCAACACCGAUUCAUGUGACUGAAGUCAGUUAUGAGCAUUUGAGGCAUGAACUUCAUCCUGAUGGCGUGAUGCGAAGUGCACCGAAACAAUUCCAAAUAUGGGCAUUCCAAGCGUUGAAUGAUUUCGACUCAAAAGUUUUACUUGGCGAAUAUCAAUUUGAUCACAACGGAGACGCAUUGCAGUUCUUCAAAGUUGAACAUGAACCACCAAUCGUAACGCCAAUACUUGAACUGGUGGUACUGUCGAACUGGGGUGCUGAUUACACGUGCCUGUACAGGUUUCGAGUGCAUGGACAUAAACCCGGUAAAUCAUUUCGGGACUUGAAUGAGGAUGAUGCACUGUUGGUUGAUCAUAAAAUAUCAGAUGAAUUCGUUCGAGGGACACAACCAGGAAAUAAGCAAACGGCAGGUGGAUAA